Molecule: messenger RNA, 1224 nt
Organism: Theileria annulata
Lineage: Eukaryota; Apicomplexa; Aconoidasida; Piroplasmida; Theileriidae
Exons: 7
Coding region: 1-1224 (407 amino acids)
Source: RefSeq, a predicted model, not a curated record
AUGGAUAAGAAUUCGUCAUAUAUCAAUUUUAACGGGACUCAAAUAACUCUAGUGAAAUUAGAAUUUGACUGUAACAAUUAUCUAGAUUUUCCGGAUGAAAAUUAUAUACAAGAGUGUGAAAAAUAUGUUAAUUUAAUUAAAAAUGGUAGUUUUGACUAUAAAAAAGUUUACAAGGUACAACAAGGUUCAGUAUGUUGUUUUGGAUUGUUGGUUACACACUUGGGAGAAUACCCAUCACCAUUUUGGUUUGAAAAGUAUAAAAAUUUGUUAAUCACCUCGUUUAUUCUGAGAGAAGAAGAUGAUUAUCCAUCUAAGCUUAACAGAAGUGAUAAAUUCAUAUCAAACAUCUUUCCAGGGCAUAAAUGUCUGAUUAAUAAGGGAAAAGAUCCAUUCAUUUUACACUUAAAAUUCAUCGGAAUGGAGGUUAAUGAUUGUUCUAUUGGAAAGAUUUUGGAGUUUGAACUGCACGCAGUUCCAGACGAUUUUGAGUGUGAAAACAACAUUUAUGACACUUCUGUACCUUUUCAAGCCUUUAGAGUUGGUGGUAAUUUACUCGUCAAACAUUCCUUACAAAUCGACUUAUUCCUUAAAUAUAACCAUUUUUACCUUAAACUUACUAAUAAUGAGCAUUUGGACAUUGAACUUGAGGAUUUGCAACUCAGAAAACUUUUGAACACAACUCCAAUUAAGUUACCGGUAAUAUUAAGCCAUGGAAAACAAUUGAACCUAACAAUUCCAAUUAAUGACGGUAAUUUUAUAUCAUUAUUACAAGUUGUAGAUUUUGAUGAGUUUGAUACUCCGGCAGUUUUCAUUAAAUGGAAUGUAAAUAAAUGGAAGAAUGAGAAUUGUUCAUUGUGGACUAAAUUAGAAUAUGCGAAUUAUCAACCAAAUAAUUGUAUUGGAGAUAUUACAAUAAAUUGUGCUUUGAACCAAGUGUAUGAAACAAGCAUAACGAUAUUAUUGGAAGUAAUGAGUAAAGUUAGGGUGGAUUUGACUGUUAAAAUGAUUAAGGAAAUUGAGCCGAACAAGUUCAAGAACUUAAUUCCGUUUCAGGACUCUGUUGAGCUUGGCCUCGUUAAACCAAAUCAUCUUAAAACUUGUAUUCUGUUUUUCUACUACGUGACUGAGGGAUUACACAUUUCACCUCGGAUGGAGGUCUGGGAUAAAGUCUCCAACAAUGUAUACAAAAUCGAACCUAAAAUCUUCAAUAUCCAAACACACUAA